AUGACGUCGUCUAUUGGUGACGUGUCAGUUUGUUUACAGGGCUGCAGCAGCGCGAACAUGGCUGUGGAUAUAACUCUUCUCUUUAAAGCCAGUGUCAAGACAGUGAAAACCAGAAACAAGGCGAUAGGAAUCGGCUUCGACUCCACCAAAGAUGAGAUUUUCAAGCGGAGCAGACCCAAGAGCGGCUUCUCUCCCAGGGCGAAAGAAGUGAUCUCGAAUAUUACAAAGCUCAAAGACUUUCUGCUACAACACAGGAAGGAUUAUGUGAGCGCCGGAAGUCUAAUUUCGUCAGAUCUUACUCGUAUGACGGACAAUGAGCGAGAUCAGAUCGACCAGGACGCUCAGAUCUUCAUGAGGACCUGUUCUGAAGCCAUCAAGCAGCUACGCAAUGAAGCAGAGAAGAAGAUAACAUCAACCCAAAUAAAGGAGCACAGAGGAGCAGUGCUGGACCUCAUUGAAAAGUAUCUGAGAGGAGUGUGCAAGCUGUAUUCUGAGCAGAGAGCAAUUAGAGUCAAGAGAAUGGUGGACAAGAAGAGACUAUCCAGACUGGCACCAGAACACCACAGUCGGGUGGAGAAACCACGAGAGGUGGAGCCUGUGGAGGGGAAAACUGUCAAGGAGGAAGGUUCUGAGAAGAGUGUGUCUGAGGUUCUGGACAACACUGUGGAACACCUGUGGGAGGAGGUCAGAGUGGAAGACGAGCUCUCUCCUGAGGAGAUCCAGAUGUUUGAGCAGGAAAACCAGAGGCUCGUGAGUGAGAUGAACAACCUGGUGGAUGAAGUGAGGCAAAUCGAGGGGAAGGUGGUGGAGAUCUCUCGACUUCAGGAGAUCUUCGCUGAGAAAGUCCUGCAACAGGAAUCAGAGAUAGACAAUAUUCAUCAACUGGUGGUGGGGGCCACGGAGAACGUGAAAGAAGGCAACGAAGAUAUACGAGAGGCAAUAAAAAACAACGCUGGCUUCCGGGUGUGGAUCCUCUUCUUCCUCGUCAUGUGUUCUUUCUCUCUGCUCUUCCUGGACUGGUACGACAGUUAACACAGCUGCCAGCACGCACUCUGUGUACGUGACUGCAGACUGCUCUGGCUCUGCCACAUAACUGGAGAAAACGGUAACGAGUGAUGACAGCGCUGAGACUCAAUGUUCAGUUUGUAUCGUGAUGAACACAGUUGUUCUUCAGAGAAGUUCUGGAUUCCGGUAGACGUGGCUGUUUGUUAUUCCCCGAGCUGAAGCAUCACUUUGUCUUUGUCCAGUGCUUUUAGUGAAGCUGCAGUGUGCUGAGAAACACUUGUUUGAAGGCGAGCUGCGUAGGGAGCACUGUAAACACUUUUAAAUUAUGAGUGUGAACGGUCUGUCUUUUUCUCAAGAGGAAUGAUCAUGGUUUAUAAUGACUGAAAAACACAGGUUUUGCUUUCUGUUGACCUCGUUUGGAGCCAGAUUUACUGCAGGAUUCUGUGUUCUGUUUGUAGUCAUUUAACUUACACCUCGCUGUCAAACCACUGAAUAAUGUUUUGUUAUCCAGGCCUCUUCUUUUUUUUUUAUAAUCUGUCAUAACACAACUGUACUGACACCACUCACAUUCUAGUAAAACAAGAAGCAAUAUGCUAACUUCA
Solea senegalensis (Senegalese sole) is the source of this 1607-nucleotide messenger RNA. RefSeq names its product syntaxin 18 (gene stx18). Lineage: Eukaryota; Metazoa; Chordata; Actinopteri; Pleuronectiformes; Soleidae. Gene Ontology annotation, cellular component: membrane; SNARE complex; endoplasmic reticulum. Gene Ontology annotation, molecular function: SNAP receptor activity. The record is from RefSeq and is a predicted model, not a curated record. Bases 1 to 1032 code for a protein of 343 amino acids. The transcript has 11 exons. Gene Ontology annotation, biological process: intracellular protein transport; retrograde vesicle-mediated transport, Golgi to endoplasmic reticulum.